AUGUCUGUUCUGGACAUCUUUGAAAUUCAAGAGGCAAAUUCACCACCACCACUGCCGCUUCGUAACAGUCACAAAAGAGCUGAGAUGCAGGAAAAACAAGAUGAUGGAGCUGAAAUUCGAAUCAUACUGCUUGGAAAAACAGGAUCGGGUAAGAGUGCUACUGGAAAUUCUAUUUUAGGAGGAAGCUAUUUUGAUUCAUAUGUGUGUGGAAAUUCAGUAACUAAGAUAUGUGAAAAAUUUGAUGGAGUUUGUAAUGGCAAAAAUUUAGUAAUAAUUGAUACACCCGGUUUGUUCGACACAACUUUAUCUCAUGACGCAAUAAGUCGGGAAUUAAUUCGCUGCGCUCAAUUGUCGUUACCAGGUCCACAUGUGUUUUUGAUUGUUCUGCAGAUAACACGGUUCACAGAGGAAGAAACAAAGUCUUUGGAACACUUGUUCAAGAUAUUUGGUACAUCCAUGGGGGAUUAUGCUUUGAUUGUUUUCACAAGAUCGGAAGAAUUAGAAAGAGAAGGGAAAUCUAUCAAAUCUUUUAUUGAGGGAUCAGGCUCACAUCUAAUCGAUUUCGUUGAGAAAUGCAAGAAUAGAUAUAUUGGGAUAAACAACAAUGCGAACGGAUCAAACUUAGUUGAUAUGGUGACGGGAGUGGUAAAAGCUAUAAAUGAUAUAGUAAACAAUAACAACGGUGGCCAUUUUACCAACAAAAUAAUUGAUGAAGCUAGAGAAGUCCAUACCACUUUGAGUAAAGCAACGGCCAUGCAGGUAUUAGACAAAUUAGAUAGUAAUCAAGAUCAAGAAGACGGAGAUGAGUUUGACGAAAAUGAAUUCGACGAUAUUUCUUUACAAAGCCAUGAUUCCGGUGUGUCCUUGGCAAAUCAAUCUUUAUUCGAAGAUGUAUCUGUAGAAUGUAAUAGUUUGGAGACAGAUUUGAAUGAACUUAUCGAUAAAUAUGAAAAGAAAAUUCUGAGCAAUGAAGAAUUCAAUAAAACUCUACAAGAACAAUCGAAAAAGGAGGUUGAAGAUGUCGACUUGCAGCUGGAAAAUAAAAAUAAAGAGGUUAAAGAUAUCACCGCCGAUUUAAACCAUGUGAAAAACCAGCGUCGUACAUUACAGCAACAAAAGAGUGAGCUCAAGAACAAAACAAAAAUUGAUAUUAAAGAAAAUGAUUUAAAAUUGAAGCAGCUGCACAAAAUAAAAAGAAAACUUGCGAUGCAAAAAUAUAAUCUCCAUCGAAAAAAAAUUGAAUUAAGACAGAAUCUUUCAAAAGAGUCUGACAGUUUGCAAACCAUGAUGAGAACAAAUGAAAAGGGUUGUUUGAUUAUGUAG
This is a messenger RNA of Mytilus trossulus (common blue mussel), 1323 nucleotides long. RefSeq names its product GTPase IMAP family member 7-like. The transcript is spliced from 3 exons. The record is from RefSeq and is a predicted model, not a curated record. The coding region runs from base 1 to 1323 and encodes 440 amino acids. Lineage: Eukaryota; Metazoa; Mollusca; Bivalvia; Mytilida; Mytilidae. Gene Ontology annotation, molecular function: GTP binding.